Molecule: messenger RNA, 382 nt
Organism: Wasmannia auropunctata (little fire ant)
Lineage: Eukaryota; Metazoa; Arthropoda; Insecta; Hymenoptera; Formicidae
Product: putative homeodomain transcription factor
Exons: 2
Coding region: 110-382 (90 amino acids)
Source: RefSeq, a predicted model, not a curated record
CACCACUUUGUUUACAGUUUCGUGUACGAUUUGGACGCGGCGUGAUAUUAAAAAGGCUGAAUUAUCAGUGCUCGAUAUCAGUUCAGCGAUUAUCGCCAGAGUCGAAUCCAUGCCGGAGGGCAUGAAUUACUUUUACGGCGGUCUGAUACUCAGCGUCGCAUUAUGUCUCAUACCAUCGAUAAAACGGCUGAGUGAUCACAUUGGAUCAGAUAACAUCGGUAAUGCGUCCGUUAGUCUUUUGCCAAGUGAUAUGAUUCAGGUGAACUUUGAAACCUACACGGAUGUCUUGUGCAGAAUAAUUGGUAUCGCAUUCGGGAGCACUUUUUGGGAACGAACAGUGGUGCUAAUUUCAACGUUCGAACGAUUUAUGCUUGAUCUGUAG